Messenger RNA from Xiphophorus maculatus (southern platyfish), 6574 nucleotides. RefSeq names its product myosin IB (gene myo1b). Gene Ontology annotation, biological process: actin filament organization; vesicle transport along actin filament. Gene Ontology annotation, molecular function: actin filament binding; ATP binding; microfilament motor activity. The coding region runs from base 295 to 3801 and encodes 1168 amino acids. Lineage: Eukaryota; Metazoa; Chordata; Actinopteri; Cyprinodontiformes; Poeciliidae. The transcript has 33 exons. The record is from RefSeq and is a predicted model, not a curated record. Gene Ontology annotation, cellular component: plasma membrane; actin cytoskeleton; myosin complex.
UGGACAAACCCAGAGACGCCGCUCCAGCCACUCCCUACGCCCGGCAGAUUGUGAGCUCUCAAAUCCAUCCGGAGCUCCAGUCAAAGUGCUGAGAUCCGGAUGAGACAGCCGCUUUCAGCCUCAUCUAGUACAGCAGACUCAAGUUCAACCGAAAACAGCCGGGAUAGGCUUCGGGAGUCCACUCCAGAGUUGGAGAAGCACCCCGGGAUCAUAGUCUUGUCCGCGGACGGGAUUCAGGACGAAGAGGAACAACUCCGUCAGAGCUAAAGAGAGGAGGGGACACCGGCAGCCAAGAUGGAGGUGAAAACAUCACUUCUAGACAACAUGAUUGGAGUUGGGGACAUGGUCCUCCUGGAGCCCCUUACGGAAGACUCAUUUCUGGAGAACUUGAAGAAGCGCUUUGACCACAAUGAGAUCUAUACAUAUAUUGGCAGUGUGGUGAUCUCCCUGAACCCUUACAGGUCCCUGCCCAUCUACACGCCAGACAAAGUGGAGGAGUAUCGCAACAGAAACUUCUAUGAACUUAGUCCCCACAUCUAUGCUUUGGCAGAUGAGGCCUACCGCUCACUGAGGGACCAGGACAAGGAUCAGUGUAUUCUCAUCACUGGGGAGAGUGGAGCUGGGAAAACUGAGGCCAGUAAGCUGGUGAUGUCAUAUGUGGCAGCAGUGUGUGGGAAGGGCCAGGAGGUGAACAAGGUCAAGGAACAGCUGCUGCAGUCCAAUCCUGUGCUGGAGGCAUUUGGAAAUGCAAAAACUGUUCGGAAUGACAACUCUUCAAGAUUUGGAAAAUACAUGGACAUAGAGUUUGACUUCAAAGGAGAUCCGCUGGGUGGAGUCAUCAGCAACUAUCUGCUGGAGAAGUCACGAGUGGUAAAACAGCCUAGAGGAGAGAGGAACUUCCACAUCUUUUAUCAGCUCCUGUCUGGAGCUUCAGACGACACACUGAAAAAGCUCAAGCUGGAGCGAGACUUCAGCAAGUACAACUACCUGAGCCUGGACUCUGCCACGGUCAGUGGGCUGGAUGAUGCAGCCAACUUCAGGACAGUAAGAAAUGCCAUGCAGAUUGUUGGAUUUAUGGAAGAUGAAAUGCAGUCGGUGCUGGAGCUUGUAGCUGCUGUUCUAAAGCUUGGCAACAUUGAAUUCAAGCCAGAAUCGCGUUGCAAUGGGAUGGAUGAGAGUCGCAUCAAAGACAAAAAUGAUUUGAAGGAAAUGUGUGAGCUGUUAGGAAUCGAGCAGUCUGUACUGGAGAGGGCCUUCAGCUACCGAACAGUUGAGGCCAAGAUGGAAAAAGUUUCCACCACUCUGAAUGUUGCUCAGGCCUACUAUGCCAGAGAUGCUCUGGCCAAAAAUCUCUACAGCCGUCUGUUUAGCUGGCUGGUGACCAGAAUUAAUGAAAGCAUAAAAGCACAAGCUAAAACUCGCCACAAGGUGAUGGGUGUACUGGACAUCUACGGCUUUGAAAUAUUUGAGGAUGGAGACAACAGCUUUGAGCAGUUCAUCAUCAAUUACUGCAACGAAAAGCUGCAGCAGAUUUUCAUAGAGCUGACUCUGCGUGAGGAGCAGGAGGAGUACAUUAGAGAGGGCAUUGAAUGGACAAACAUCGAGUAUUUCAACAAUGCCGUUAUCUGUGACCUCAUUGAAAAUAACCAGAACGGCAUUCUGGCCAUGUUGGACGAGGAGUGUCUGAGGCCCGGGACUGUUACCGAUGAGACCUUCUUGGACAAGCUGAACACAAUCUGCGCUGAUCACCAGCACUUUGAAAGCCGUCUGAGCAAGAAUUCAAAAUUUCUUAACGACCACAGCCUGCCACACAACUGCUUCCGCAUCCAGCACUACGCCGGCAAGGUGUUGUAUCGUGUUGAAGGUUUUGUUGACAAGAACAACGACUUGCUUUACCGGGACUUGUCUCAGGCCAUGUACAAGGCCAAUCACAGCCUCAUCAAACAGCUCUUCCCUGAGGGAAAUCCUGUAAAAGUCAACCUUAAACGACCACCAACUGCUGGAUUCCAGUUCAAAGCAUCUGUUGGCACACUAAUGAGCAACCUGCAAACAAAGAACCCAAACUAUAUUCGAUGCAUCAAGCCUAAUGACAAAAAAGCAUCCCACAUCUUCAACGAAUCCCUGGUCUGCCAUCAGGCGCGCUAUCUCGGCUUGAUGGAGAAUGUCCGUGUAAGGAGAGCGGGAUAUGCCUUCCGUCAGGCCUACGAGCCUUGCCUCGAGCGCUACAAGAUGCUCUGCAAAAACACCUGGCCGCAUUGGAAGGGGCCUGCCAGACAAGGAGUGGAGGUGCUGAUGACUAACCUGCAGGUUCCAGCUGAAGAGUACUCUUACGGCCGUUCAAAGAUCUUUAUCAGAAACCCAAGAACGCUCUUUUUCCUGGAGGAGAAGAGGAAGCAAUGCCUGGAGGACCUUGCAACUCUCAUUCAGAAGAUCUACAGGGGCUGGAAAUGUCGCAGCCACUUCCUGCUGCUGAAAAAGAGCCAGAUCGUGGUGGCAUCAUGGUACCGCCGAUACGCGCAACAAAAGAAGUACCAGAAGAUCAAGCAUUCGACCACCGUGGUGCAGUCCUACACCAGAGGGUGGCAGGCUCGGAAGCUCUUGAGAGAGCUGAAGUAUCAGAAGAAAUGUGAAGAAGCUGUGACCACCAUUGCAGCCUUCUGGCAUGGCACACAGGCUCGGAUGGAGCUAAGGCGUCUAAAACAAGAAGUGCGGAAUAAACACGCUGUGACAGUAAUUUGGGCAUACUGGCAGGGAACCAAGGCCCGAAGAGAGCUACGUCAGCUGAAGGAGGAGGCGAGGAAUAAACAUGCCGUGUCGGUCAUUUGGGCCGGCUGGCAGGGCACCAAGGCUCGCAGGGAGCUCAGGAGGCUGAAGGAGGAAGCCAGGCGCAAGCAUGCCGUCGCUGUGAUUUGGGCCUACUGGCAGGGACUGAAGGUCCGCAGAGAAUACAGAAAAUUCUUCAGGGCAAACGCAGGCAAGAAGAUCUAUAACUUCACCAUCCAGAGGAUUAUGCAAAAAUACUUCCUCGGAUUGAAGAGCAAACUGCCCUCCAUGUCCCCGAUAGACAAGACCUGGCCUGCCAGGCCUUACUCGUUCCUGGAUGGAGUCCAUGCUGAGCUUCGGAGGAUUUUCCAUCUCUGGAGGUGCAAGAAAUACAGGAGCCAAUUCACAGAGGAGAAAAAGGCAGUGUAUGAGGAGAAGCUGGAGGCAAGCGAGCUUUUUAAAGAUAAAAAGGCUCUCUACCCAAGCAGCGUGAGACAGCCUUUCAAAGGAGACUACCUGGAGAUCAGCAAGAAUCCAAAAUAUCAAAAACUCAGCAGCGCCGUAGACGAAAAGAUUCUGCUGGCCGACGUGGUCAACAAGAUAAACAGGGCCAAUGGAAAGGGGUCACCUCGACUCUUUCUGUUAACUAAGAAGAACGUUGUUCUGGCUGAUCAGAAGACUGGGCAGCUGAAAGCCAACGUCCCUCUUACAGACCUUGCAAGUGUGUCAACGAGCUCACAAACUGAUGGCUUCUUUGCUCUCAAACUCAAAGAGGGCUCAGCUUCUGCUAUCAAAGGUGACUUCUUGCUCAGCAGUGAUCACCUGAUUGAAAUGAUAACCAAACUGCACCGCAUCAGCUCCAUGGCUGCAGACAGAGAAAAGCUCAACAUUGACAUCUUAGACGAGUUUCUGGUGCAGUUCAAACAGGACAAAGUGUGCGUAAAAUUCAUCCAAGGUAGUCCCAAGAACGGCAACAGCGUAUCAUGCAAACGCAAAAACAACCGCCUGCUGGAGGUGUCCGUACCUGCGUCAUCCUAAAGAGGAGAGGACCUGACGGCCAACUCAGACGUUCUGGACUUGACAAUCACCACCCCUGUGCCAACCCUGAGCCCAAACACAUGCUGUUAUUUGGCUUCCUGUUGUGUUCUUUAUCAGAUUUUUUCCAUGGCACCGCUAUAGCUGAAAUAAUGGGCCACAAUUUUUUUUUGGCAGAGAAAGCUCAAACUAAAGGGUUGCAUGCCACAGAAAUUUUGGUGUAAAGAGCUGAUGCCAGAGCACAACCGACUUUUUGUAUACCCAUGGCAAUGUCGUUGCCUCCAUGGUAAAUUAGUUUUCAGAGAAAAUGUCAAAAGAACUUAAAGAAGAACUCCAGCCUCCAACAGUUCAGACUCAUCUGCUUUUAAGCUGCUCUGACGCUGGCAAGAAAGAUGGCUUAAAAAUUUGAGAUGAGCUAUGACACAGGAUUUGGGCAUAAGUCUGUCGCAUUUAGUUCUUUGACAAACCUGAAUACUGCACUUGCUUUCCCCUUCGUAACAGAGGGUCUGACCUGAAAACUACAUUGAUUGUAUGUUGUUUUCUUAUUUUUCUUGGAUUACAGCACAGUAGGCAGUUGUGUAAGACAGAAUUUGCUAAAUAAUUGUAAAACACUUUGUAUUCAUUCUUACGUGCCAUUAAACAGGUGUAAACACAGUACCAUGCGAGUGAUGAUCCUAUUUAUAUUGAUGCCAAAAAUGAAAUUAAAUAAUUUCUUUUUGAUUGCACUACACAUGGUCACUUGGAUUUCCUCGUUCUAGUACAGCUGAUUAAUCAUUAUUCCAUCUACUCAGUAAUUGUAAACUGCAUUCUUGUUGAAGGUUGCUUGGAGUUGAGACAUUAGAUCAGUUUGAACCCAACUUUUUUCCCAAAACUACUUUUUCCACCUCAAAUUCUGACCAUUGAAACCAGUGCUAAUGUUGUGUGCAAUAUUGUGUUUCUGGAAGCUGACUUUCCUGUGCCAUAAGCUGUACAUAGGCUUUAUAGGCUGUAGCCAUAACAUGGACACACAGUUUAGAUUCCUUAUUUUCAUAUGUAUUACUGGUGUGGAUGUUUUAGCUUCUACAGCUUUAUUGUAGUGUUUGAACCACUUUUCCCUUCACUUUACAUUACAAGGGAACAGACCAAAUGUUAAUUUGAGAGGUUCUGUUAAGAGGCUAUAUGCAGUUAAUGUUGUACCUAUAGUAAAUUCUUUGCAUCUUUAUUUAAUAAAAGCCCAAAUUUAUUGGAACUGGAAGCUUAGUCGACUGGUUAUCCUCGGAGGGACACAGACCAAAGCAUACUUCUACAAAUUAAAACCUUACAGUGGUCUAUGCUAAUGCCAACUUAGUUAAACCAUUGUAACAUUUCAUUGCCUUAUUUACCCAAAAACUGAGGAUCACUUGCUCAGAACAUGAGUCACGAAGGUGGUGAAGCAGCAAUGAGAUUCCUGUGUGAAUGCAUACUGAGAAUGCAGCAUGAAAUGCUUCUGGUCUUGGUAUGAACCUAAGUGUAAAAAGAAAUGGAUAGCAUUUACCUAUACCACUAAUUUAGCUCUUCGCACUACUUUAAUCUUGUAACUGACAAAUACUGAUCAGAACCUCUUUGUGCCAUUCUCAGUCUGUUUCACAUGUGAGGAUAAAUGGUGGCGUGCCACCUCCAACCUAGGUUUCCUGUGUGAAUAUACCAGCAUGCUUCACAAAAACCGCUAUGACCGCUUUUAGCUUUAACCACUGAGACAAGCUGUUGACUUCAGCCUCUGGGAGAGAGAAAAUUUGAUCCUGGAUGCUGAAGCAAAGUCUGAAAUGGGCCAAGACAGAAAUAGACUUGUACCAUCUUGGACUACAAUCUUAAAAGAAAAAAAAAGUGCUAACCCCUCUUCCAUGAACUUUAAAACUGUUAAAUUUGCAUUGAAUGGCUUAUCCAAAGCAUAAUGAUUCUGUCACCAGUAAUCUUCCUUUUUGAAACUCAGAACGAAACGCAUGACGUUUCCUGGCAGAUAAAUUAUGUAGUUAACAAGCAGAAAAUUAAAGCAGUUUAUGUGUAAGAAACUGCCUUUACUUUUCUAUUACUCAACAGGAAGUGUUCAGGUUCUGUUUCUUGAACCCAUUUGGCUGUCAUACCUCAUAUCGCCAUGUCUUGUUGAAACAAUAAUCAGCUUUACUGGCCAUUGCAGACAUAAGAUUUUAUAAAAUUGUGUCUGCAUUAUUUUUGGGAGAUGAAGGGUUAAGGAAGGCCUCUCCAAAGUCGAGCAGAAGUAAUUCGUAUUUAAAAUGACUGCUCCAGGUCCAGGUUGGAUAACUGCUCAGAAACCGUUAAUGAUUUUUUUUUUCCUUUUAUUUGACUUGUAUACAGAUUACUGGUUUACUUGCAUUAAGCAGACGCAAGUAAACAAAGUGGGGGGGGAUGCAAUCGGACUCCACUUUUCUGCAUUUCAACUGAAAUUUAGAAAUGUUUAUAUUUGGGGCUCUUUCUUUUGAAAAAAUAUCCUUGUCAUGUAAGUAAGUCACUUAUGGUGAUGGGAAAUCAGAUGUCACACAUGAGGGAUAAACUGAUGGUUCUAAUGGAUUUACCUGGAGCCUUGUUUUGGUGUGGUUUCACUUGUAAAAUCUUUCUUGCCCUCUUCUUCCCCUUGAUUUGUAUUUGAACAGUGGUUAGAGCUGCAAAAUGAUGUCUGCAUUCUUGUGUGCCUGAUGUUGAACUGUGUUCAGAGAUGGAACAAGAAAAAUAUUUUAGUAGAACUCAUUGUAACAUUUGCAAGUAUUCUUUUUAAAUUAAAUAAAGAUCAAAGAUAAAUGUU